This is a messenger RNA of Microthlaspi erraticum, 849 nucleotides long. The record is from the annotation of a GenBank genome assembly. NCBI's taxonomy places the organism in Eukaryota, Viridiplantae, Streptophyta, Magnoliopsida, Brassicales, Brassicaceae.
AUGGAGAAAAACACGCCGGUGAGGAAAACACACACGUCGACGGCGGAUCUACUCACUUGGCCGGAGAAUCAACCGUUUGAGUCUCCCGCCGCCACAGCUUCUCGCUCAGCCGCCAGAUCGCACCAGCCGUCAGAUGGAAUCAGCAAAGUUGUGUUUGGAGGACAAGUUACAGACGAAGAAGUCGAGAGCUUGAACAAGAGGAAGCCUUGCUCAGACUACAAGAUGAAAGAGAUCACAGGAAAUGGAAUAUUCUCUGUGUAUGAAGAAAAUGAUGAUUCAGAGCAAGGAAGCGCUGCUACAAAUGGCCAAACAAGAACAUACAAGCAACCAGCAGCAGCAAUUGUUAGUCACAUUUCGUUUGGGGAAGCAGAGAUUGUCACACCGAAGAAACCAGCAACGGUGUCUGAAGUAGCGAAGCAGCGCGAGCUCGGUGGUACGUUGGAGAGCCAAUCCGACGCUAAGCUCAACAAACAGUUCUCAGAUUCUAAGUUUAAGGAGCUAAGUGGUCACAACAUCUUCGCUCCACCACCUGAAAUCAAACUUCGUCCUACCGUUCGUGCUUUGGCUUAUAAAGACAACUUCGACUUGGGCGAAUCAGAUUCCAAACCCGACGGGGAACUGAAGACGGCGAAGAAGAUUCCAGACAGGAAGUUCAUAGAUCUGUCGGGAAACAAUGUAUUCAAAGGAGAUGGUACGCCUCCAUCCACGGCUGAGAAGCUUCUAAGCACGGCGAAGUUGAAGGAGAUAAGUGGCAAUGACAUAUUUGCUGAUGCAAAGGCUCAGUCUCGUGACUACUUCGGUGGUGUUCGUAAACCACCGGGAGGAGAAAGCAGCAUUGCUUUGGUCUGA